AUGUCGGACGUUAUAAAUACUAGUGAGGAUGUACCCAUAAUGUAUGGGAAUAUUGUACCCUGCCAUAUACAAUAUAAUGGAGCAGCCAAUACCAAGGAUUAUUUCACACCAAGUAAAAAACAAGAUACUUUACCAACUGGCGAGCAGGUAGAAGUGGCAUAUUAUAGAGGAUGCAAAUUAGUAGGCAAAAACAUGAAUAUUUCCAAUGACUACAGUGGCUACUUAAUCAAUAAAUCAGAAAGUUUGGCCAGGGUAGAAGAUGAAACAUCAGAGGAUUAUUUAACAGUGAACACAUAUACCCCGGUAGCAAAGUUUGAGGAAAUUACUGUUUAUGGUCAUGAUACCGUGCCUGAACUGACAAGUCAAUGGGGAUUGAUACAAGAAUGGAAGGAUAUAAGUGAGGUGAUCCAUUCUUAG
Messenger RNA from Debaryomyces hansenii CBS767, 417 nucleotides. RefSeq lists its product as uncharacterized. Gene Ontology annotation, biological process: RNA catabolic process. The record is from RefSeq and is a predicted model, not a curated record. NCBI's taxonomy places the organism in Eukaryota, Fungi, Ascomycota, Pichiomycetes, Serinales, Debaryomycetaceae. The transcript has a single exon. Bases 1 to 417 code for a protein of 138 amino acids. Gene Ontology annotation, cellular component: ribonuclease H2 complex.